This is a messenger RNA of Anolis carolinensis (green anole), 3448 nucleotides long. RefSeq names its product procollagen-lysine,2-oxoglutarate 5-dioxygenase 2 (gene plod2). Bases 303 to 2582 code for a protein of 759 amino acids. Lineage: Eukaryota; Metazoa; Chordata; Lepidosauria; Squamata; Anolidae. Gene Ontology annotation, molecular function: procollagen-lysine 5-dioxygenase activity; iron ion binding; L-ascorbic acid binding. The transcript is spliced from 20 exons. The record is from RefSeq and is a predicted model, not a curated record. Gene Ontology annotation, biological process: peptidyl-lysine hydroxylation. Gene Ontology annotation, cellular component: endoplasmic reticulum.
UAAAGGCGCCCUUUCGCCCCGAGGAUGCCCUUUGCCCGGGGCCUUUAGCCGAGAAGACCAGCAAGCGUCUUUCCUCGCCUCCUUCCCGCACUUGGCUGCACUCCCCUCCGCGAACCCUUCCACGAGUGGAUCCUAGUGGGAUUUUGUGUUGUAGGGCUUUGGAAGGGGGCUCUUUCUCCCCUGGAUCUCUUUCUGCGCGUCAGGGAGAGUGUCGGGGAGACCCUGCCGCGGGGCUGGGCCAGCGAAUAACUCUCCGGAGGAGAAAGGUUUUUGCUUCGGGGCUGCUGAUCUACUGGGCGAACAUGGCGAGGAAUCUCUCCGGCUCCCUCGCUCUGGCCCUGGCCUUCGUCGUCCAUCUCUUGCAGCUCAUCCACCCGGCGGAGCCCACGCCCGAGCGGCCGCCCAUUCCCACAGAUAAGCUACUAGUUCUAACUAUUGCAACCAAGGAAACAGAUGGCUUUCACCGAUUCAUGCAAUCCGCAAAGCACUUCAACUAUACAGUGAAGAUCCUAGGUGAAGGUGAAAAGUGGAAAGGAGGAAAGAGUUUAAACUCAAUUGGAGGAGGCCAGAAAGUACGUCUGUUGAAAUCUGCACUGGAUAUAUAUGCUGACCAGGAAGAUUUGGUGGUUAUGUAUGUUGACUGCUACGAUGUUAUAUUUGCUGCGGGACCUGAAGAAUUGUUGAAGAAAUUCCAACAAGCAAAUCACAAGGUAGUUUUUGCAGCAGAUGGCUUAAUAUGGCCUGAUAAAAGAUUGUCGGACAAAUACCCUGUUGUUCGCAGUGGGAAACGAUUCCUUAAUGCAGGAGGAUUUAUUGGUUAUUCUCCAUCAGUAAACAGUAUUGUACAACAGUGGGACCUCCAAGAUAAUGAUGAUGACCAGCUUUUUUAUACUAAAAUAUAUAUUGAUCCCUUGAAGAGGGAACGUAUUAAUAUUACCUUGGAUCACAAGUGCAACAUUUUCCAGACUCUAAAUGGAGCUGUUGAUGAAGUUCUUCUGAAAUUUGAAGAAGGAAGAGCCAGAGCUAGGAAUUCUGUGUAUGACACUUUGCCAGUCACUCUUCAUGGAAACGGCCCGACUAAACUUAAUCUGAAUUAUUUUGGAAACUAUAUCCCUAAUGGCUGGACUCGUGAAACGGGAUGUAUUGCCUGUAACAAAGAUUUACUAGAUCUAGCUACAUUGACUGAGACUCCAACAGUAAUAAUUGGUGUUUUCAUUGAACAACCAACUCCUUUCCUGGCUAGAUUUUUAGACAGAUUGUUGACUCUGGAUUAUGCAAAGGAAAAGCUUAGCUUCUUCAUUCACAAUAAUGAAGUUUAUCAUGAAAAGCAUAUCAAGAAAUUUUGGGAAAAAGCCAAGAAUAUGAUAAAAACUAUAAAAAUUGUUGGACCUGAAGAAAAUCUGAGUCAAGCUGAUGCUAGAAACAUGGGAAUGGAAAUCUGUCGGCAGAAUAAAGAAUGUGAUUAUUAUUUCAGCAUAGAUGCAGAUGUUGUUUUAACAAACCCAGAUACAUUAAAAAUCCUCAUAGAACAAAACAGAAAGAUCAUUGCUCCUCUUGUAAUGCGUCAUGGAAAGCUCUGGUCCAAUUUUUGGGGUGCACUAAGUGCUGAUGGAUAUUAUGCUCGAUCUGAAGACUAUAUAGAUAUUGUCCAAGGAAACAGAGUAGGUUUAUGGAAUGUCCCUUUUGUGGCUAACAUAUACUUGAUCAAAGGACAGACCCUCAGAUCUGAGAUGAAAGAGAAAAACUAUUUUGCUCGUGAAAGAUUGGAUUCUGACAUGGCUCUUUGCAGGAAUGCCAGGGAAAUGACCUUACAAAGGGAAAAAGACUCCCCUUCUGCGGAGACAUUCCAUAUGCUCAGACCCCCAAAGGGUGUCUUCAUGUACAUUACUAACAGACAUGAAUUUGGGAGACUUUUAUCAACUGCCAACUACAACAUAUCCCACUACAACAAUGACCUUUGGCAGAUCUUUGAGAAUCCUGUGGACUGGAAGGAAGUCUAUAUAAAUCCCAACUAUUCAAAAAUCUUCACUGAAAAAAUAGUGGAACAGCCAUGCCCAGAUGUAUUUUGGUUUCCUAUAUUUUCGGAAGCAGCCUGUGAUGAACUAGUAGAGGAAAUGGAACAUUUUGGACAAUGGUCUGGUGGAAGACAUCAUGACAGUCGCAUUUCUGGGGGAUAUGAAAACGUUCCAACAGAUGACAUUCACAUGAAGCAAAUUGGGCUAGAAAAUGUGUGGCUACAUUUUAUUAGAGAAUUUAUUGCACCUGUAACAUUAAAAGUGUUUGCAGGAUAUUAUACAAAGGGUCAUGCCCUGCUCAAUUUUGUUGUAAAAUACAGUCCUGACAGACAACGUUCCCUCAGACCUCAUCAUGACGCAUCUACAUUUACCAUCAACAUUGCUCUGAACAAAGUAGAAGAAGAUUUUCAGGGAGGUGGAUGUAAGUUUCUGAGGUAUAACUGCUCAAUUGAAUCACCCAGGAAAGGAUGGAGUUUCAUGCAUCCUGGAAGACUUACUCAUUUGCAUGAAGGACUUCCCAUUUUGAAAGGAACAAGAUACAUUGCUGUAUCAUUUAUUGACCCUUAAUUUUAUUUCCCAGAACUCAAAAAAGCCAGUUUGGCAAUCUAUGAUGAACUCUUAUUUAUAUUUUUCCUAGAAAAUGGUGACAAAAGAAGCUUCUACACAGCUGCUUUACUUUGGGCCACAAAUAUUGGGGCGGGGAGAGAUCAAACACUUGGAAGCAUCUGCUCUGAGCCUUGAUUUGUGAAGUAAAAGAGUUUCAAUUUUCUCCCUUUCUCUCAUAAAGGGAUAGAAAUUCUUUUGACACAGACAAUACUUAAAUCUUGUCAGAAGUAUAUUCAUUUGAGAACAUUGUGGACAUCAAUAUACAUUUCGAGCAAAUAUUGACUAUCAUAUUUAAUAGCCACACAGUGUUCCAAGGAAGAAGUGCAUUGCAGAUAAAUGCACAUCAUUGGCAAAAGUGAAAGCCGUUUAUUCAGGUGUGUUACAAUGCCUUUAAAAAAAAAAGAAAUAGUCUAGUUAGAAGUUUCUUCUGCACAUCAAAUGACUUUUGAUUAGACUUAAGUUAUUCCAAAAAUAAUGUUUGUUCCAGCUUUGGUCUGGUAAUUGAAGCCCCAGCUCUUUUUUUGUGGAAACUUUUCAUCACAUCUUAGAAACCAAAAUUUCCAUUCUUAUUUAAAACUACUUGAAUUUUGUGUCAGCAGAUCAAAAAGUUGAAGGUGUUUUUGGUGUUGUUUUUUUUUUUUACAAAAAAAUCAGGUAUUUGACUUGCCUUUGUUUUUUAAGGGAUCAGUUUUAAAUAAUUCCUGCUGUGCCUACUGUUUGUAAUUUAAAGGUUAGACUUGAAAAAUUGCUGAAACCAAGAAACCUGAAAUGCUAACAUGCACAUAUUUUUAAGUCUUGUGGAAAAAUAAAGAAGUCUUAAAUACAGA